AGUGUGGCUCAUCUGGCAGUACUGGCGUCCAUGUUCGAUAAUUUGGCAAAAAAUGCCCCUUGUCGAGUGAAAAAUCGUGAAAAGUGUGGUAAAAAGUGUGAAAACGCGCCCUAUGUGGUGACUGUGCGCGGCAGAGGUGCAUAAAUAGACGGUGUGUGCGUGCAUUGGGGCGCUCCGCGUGCGAUUGGGUCCGAGUGAGUGAGUGGCGAGGAGUCUCCUCGAAUCGAGUCCGCUGAGAAGUAACAAUGGUGGACAUGUCAUGAGAAUAACUCGCACAGAAGACAGAAUGGAUGAAAAUUCGUCGUCACUGGGCCAUCAGAACGGUGGCGGAGGCGGUGGCAUGAGCGGUGUGGUGGUCUCAUCGCAGAUGGGUGGCAAUAACGCGACUGCCAUUAACAAUAAGGGACAGCAAGAUGAUAAUCAAAGUAACCAGACGAGUGGGCCACCACAUCACUACUCCAUUCCUGGCAUCCUCCACUUCAUCCAGCACGAGUGGGCGCGCUUCGAGCACGAGCGCUCGCAGUGGGACGUGGACAGGGCCGAGCUGCAGGCUCGCAUCGCUGUGCUGCUGGGCGAGAGGAAGAGCCAGGAGUCUCUCAAGUCGGACUUGAUACGUCGGAUUAAGAUGCUGGAGUAUGCGCUGCGGCAGGAGCGAGCAAAGUAUCAUCGCUUGAAGUUUGGCUGCGAUCCACCGACAAUGAAUGAUGACAUUAAGCCGCCGUCGGACGAGACGGCGGCGCUGGUGAGCGAAGUGGCGGCGGCGGCCGCGGCCACGGACAGCGAGGCGCCCUUCACGUCCGUGUCGAACAUCACCUGGCGACAGGGCAGGCAACUGCUGAGACAAUAUCUGCUGGAGAUUGGAUACACGGACACCAUUCUCGACGUGCGCGCCAAUCGCGUGCGCUCCCUGCUGGGGCUCAACAACAACGCCGAGCAGCAGGAGGAUAAUGCAAAUCCCAACAAUAUUAAUGGUAAUGAGAACAAUAAGAGAGCCAGUGAGACUCAAGGACGACGGACACCGGCUAAGAAGGCGCAACCAUCCAACAUGACAGAGGCUAUGAUCCUGGAUUCGGAGGCCGCUGUGAUGGCAAACUUUGAGUUUUUGUCACAGACCGACGUUGAGAUGUCGGACGAUGACGAGAUCGGUGACGAGUUGGACUUGAUUGGCGAGGAUGGCGGCGAUGUGAAGACGGCCAAGAGGAAUGUCAAGGGAAUGAUCAUGAAUGAAGACGACGUGGACGCUGAGGCUGAGGAGGUUCUCAAUGAACUCAACAUGCUGACAGGGGGUGAGGAUAACAUGACAGGUUUCACCGAUGCAUCCAGUCGGCGGAACAUGAUAGCGAGCGACGAGGACGUGGACUCGUCGCUGGGCCUGGGCGAGCUGGCGCAGCUGACGGUGAACAAUGAGGCGGAGACGGCGUACGAUGGGUCGAAUACCAAGGAGUCAUAUAGGAAGACGUGGAAUGCCAAAUAUACCCUGCGGUCCCACUUCGAUGGGGUGCGCGCGCUGGCCUUCCACCCGCAGGAGCCGGUGCUGAUCACGGCGUCGGAGGAUCACACGCUGAAGCUGUGGAAUCUGCAGAAGACGGUGCCAGCGAAGAAGUCAGCUAGUCUCGACGUGGAGCCACUGUACACGUUCCGCUCGCACACGGGCCCCGUCAUGUGUCUGGCCAUGUCCGCCAGCGGGGAGCAGUGCUACUCGGGUGGGCUGGACAGCGUGAUAAACAUGUGGAAUUUGCCCAAUUCCAACAUCGAUCCGUACGACAGUUACGACCCGAGCGUGCUCAGGGGCGCCCUGGAGGGUCACACAGAUGCCAUUUGGGGGCUGGCGGUGAAUCACACGCACGGCCACCUCGUGUCCUCGUCGGCGGACGGCACGGUGAAGCUGUGGUCGCCGCAGGCGAAGGUGCCGCUCCUCAAGACCUUCACCUCCGACACGGAGGGCGUGCCGACGUCCGUGGACUUUGUGCGCGACGAGGCGGACAGGAUCGUGGUGGCGUAUCCCACGGCGCGGUGCGUGAUCUACGACACGGAGACGGGCAAGGCGGUGGUGAAGCUGGAGCAGGCGUCGCAGGAGAUGAACGGCGUGCUGGCCAAGUACAUCAAUCGCGUGAUCAGCCAUCCGCUGCUGCCCGUCACCAUCACGGCGCACGAGGACAGGCACAUCCGCUUCUGGGACAACACGAGCGGGACUCUGGUGCACUCGAUGGUGGCGCACUUGGACGCCGUCACUAGUCUGGCCAUCGACUCGCAGGGACUCUAUCUGCUCUCCGGCUCGCACGACUCGUCGAUACGCCUGUGGAAUCUGGACAACAAGACGUGCGUGCAGGAGAUCACGGCGCACAGGAAGAAGUUCGACGAGAGCAUACUGGAUGUGGCCUUCCAUCCGUCGCGUCCCUACAUUGCCAGCGCCGGGGCGGAUGCGCUGGCGAAGGUGUUUGUCUAAAUCACACACACACACACACAACACGCGCGUCUCUCUCGUUGCAAUGCAUAUUUAACUGUAGACGAUGUGUGUAGCGUUGUGUGGAAGAGUGAAAAAAGAGGACCUUCGAUUUGGUUUGUCUCUUUUUUGGAAACCGUUGAGUUCUUAUAUAGAGUUAUCGGGAGGAGAGCGAGAGAGAGAGAGAGAGCGAGAGAUGCAGUUGCAAAAAAGUGUUUUACUGUGGGGAAAAAUUGUAAUAAUGUCAAACAAUUUAUUUAUUGCAUCAUUUCUGGGCCAUAAAACAAGCAAUAAAAAGAACUCACAAAUAUAUAUAGAUAUAUAUGUAUUGGGGAAAAAGCAGUUGAGAUAAAGAUGAUGAUGAUGAUAAUGAGAGUGAAAGAGGAGAGCUUUGAUAAAAUAGAGAAACACUUAAUAAUGCGAGAGUAGCCAAGAAUUUUGGGAGUUUUCAGAGGUGUUGUUUUUUUUCUUGAUUUUGAGUUGUGUUUCAAAAAGUCUCGUGGUUUGUUUCUUGCUUUGUCCUCUGCAAGUUGAUUCGAUCGGCCAAUACAUUCCAAGUUCUUAUCUCCAGUUUGCACUGCCUUGUGUUCCUUCUUGAUUUCCUUGGGAUAUUGAUAAAUUGAGUGAUAAAAGAAUUGGAACACUGUUCGAGAGCUUUUCCCCCGAAACACUUUCACACUGAAUGUUAGCGUUUAUUCUCAUUUGUUUAUGUUUUUUUUCUUUAAUUCUCUUCAGCAUUUAGUUGCUCUAAUUCACUUUCUCAAGACAUUGAGAGUUUCAAGAGCUUGUUUAGUAUUCCAACUAAAUGGGGAGAAUUGAUCUUUGGCUGACGAUAAUUUUGCCAUCAUGAACAUCAAGAUUUCAUGAAAUCACAUGAAUUUCUUUGCAAAUAAAAUAUCAACUGUCGAAAUAGAGCAAAAAUGCGGGAAGAAAACCACUUGAUUUCAUAGUUCAUUUCACGUUUACGUUUAUUUGUUGGCGCGCAUAUAAAACUUCUUUCUGGCUACACUCUUGACACAGAAUAUAAGAUGAAGAUAGUAAGCAGAGUAGAUUAAUGAAAAUCCAUAGUAAAAAAAAUGAUGUCUUUUCGUUGCAUUUCUCCCUGUAUUUCCGAAAUGUUUGCACUCCAAAAAAAUCUCCCCAAGAAAGGAAAUCCCUUCCAGUGCUCUUAUUCCCUUUUCUUAUUACUUCUAUAUUGUUAUUAACUUUGCAUAGUUGAGCAUUUGUCAUUCAAUUCAUUUCUGAUCAAUCACACUUUGGGUUUUUCCCUUUUUUGUAAUGUGUAAUAAAAGAAAAAACAAAAAUGUUGCGUCUGUGUGUAGAAAUUUUCAUACAAUUGCUGGGACAGAGAGAGAGAAUCCUUUUUCCGGGCAUUUAGUGGGUGAAAAAGAAGAAAAAAAAAAACAAAAAAUGAAGCAUAAUAAUGUAGCAUUGAAUCCCUCAUGAGAAGCAUUAACAAGUAAAUCAUACAUAAAUAUUAUCUCUAAAGUUAAUGAAACACAAAUUGUAAUGAUGAUGAAAAAAAAGGGUGAGAAAUUGUAGGAAUAUUUUCUCCCUGUUUUUUGCUAUUUAAAUGGCAUAUAUUUUAAAAACUCCAUGUGAGGCGAAAAAUAGGCAGCGCGUUUCACGUAGAAUUUGCAUAUACAGUAAAAAAAGAAAAGUGUUUUUAGUCAUUUAGAGAGAAAGAAAGAGUAAUGCAAAAGAUUGCGCAAGAGUCAUUGUAGGAAAGAAAAAGAUGUCCCAGUUUUUUUUUGCUCUGAAACAUUGCGUGGAAAGGAAGAGAGAAAGAGAAGAGCUGAAAACAGGCUUUUCUCUUGGUUUUCCCGGGAGGAAUUGACGAAGAAAGCAGGAAAAAAAAGGAUGUUCAAUCAAAUGUUUUAUCAAAGAUGAGGACAAUUGUAUGAAUUAAUAAUAUAUUUAUCUUGUAAUGAAGUGAUUUAGAAAUUUUGAAAAUAUAUUUAUAUUAUUAUAUUUGAGUAUAAAUAUAAUUUUAAUGGACACCGCAAGAGAGGAGACAAUUUGAGAGGGGAAAAAAAUCGUAGACGAGGAAAACACAUUUAUUCAUUUACUAUUGAUAAAUAAAACUAUUGUACUAUGAAGGGAAAAAACGCUAGAAAUGAUCAAGAGAGAAAGAGAAACUGUAAUAAUUGUUGCUAUAAUAUUUAGUGAAGGACGAAAUGUAAGAGAGGUGAAAAAAAAAUUUUAGCUACAUGAGAGGAGAAAACAAACUUUAAAAAUAUAUCCGUAAAAAAUAUUAGCGGUUUAAAAAAAAUAAUGUAAUGAAGAGAGAAAGUGGAGUGAAUAUUGCGACAUCAAUAACAACAACAAGAAGAGAAAAAAGAGUUGAGAGAGAAUGAUGAGAAAAAAGUGUAGCACUUUGAGGAGAAGAAAAAAAGGUGGGGAAAAUAGAGAAAAAGAAAUUUAAUGAUAAUCCUUAGGUAUCAUAUACUUUACAUUUAUUCAAUUUAAAGAUAAAAGAUGAGAAAAAAAACAUAAAAAAUAAUUAUUAUGAUAACCGCAAAUCUAACACUACAAAGAGAAUAAAAAGAAAUCUUAUAUAGAUAAAAGAAGUAAAAAAAAAAAUGUGAGAGUAAGUAAAAAAACAGUAAAUUGUGUGUUUAUCUGUAAUAUAUUGUAAUUUAAAUUAAAAAAAAAAGAUAGACGAAUGCAGAGAACAUUAAUUACAAUAAAAGAUGAUGAGAAAGUUGAAAAUUAAUUUUAGGCGUGACAAAGUGGACAUUUUUCGGUUCUUUUGCCUAAACAAAAUGAAACAAGAAACAAAACAACAAAUAAUUGUGGAAAGAAAUUGCAAAAAAUAAUAAUUCCGGGAAACUUUAAGCUUUCGCUGUUUGAUUUGUCGAAAAGAGAGAGAGAGAGAGAGAAAA
This is a messenger RNA of Phlebotomus argentipes, 5328 nucleotides long. It is a transcript of the gene Cka, whose product is annotated as striatin. Gene Ontology annotation, molecular function: protein binding. The record is from RefSeq and is a predicted model, not a curated record. The transcript has 5 exons. The coding region runs from base 260 to 2446 and encodes 728 amino acids. Lineage: Eukaryota; Metazoa; Arthropoda; Insecta; Diptera; Psychodidae.